AUGGAUGCCAGGAAAGCCCAUAAAGUCUCCUCUUCAUCCUCACCAUCCUCCUCAUCAAAACGUUGGGAGUACCAAGUGUUCUUGAGCUUCAGAGGUGAAGACACACGCAAGGGCUUCACAGGCCACCUCCACGCAGCAUUAUCUGAUGCCGGAAUCAGCGCCUUUCUUGACGACAACCAGCUAGAAAAAGCGGAAUUUAUAAAACCCCAACUGGAGCAGGCAAUCGACGGGUCCAUGAUCUCCAUAAUUGUCUUUUCCAAGAGGUAUGCCGAGUCCAGUUGGUGUCUUAAUGAGCUGGUGAAGAUCAUGGAGUGUAGAGAAAGAUUGGGGCAACAGGUUAUUCCAUUGUUCUAUAAUGUUGAGGCUUCAGAUGUCCGGAAACAAACUGGUAGUUUUGCACAAGCAUUUGAGAAACAUGAAGCGGGCAUCUGUGAAGGUAAACAUGAGAAAGAAAAGGUACAGCGGUGGAGAAAUGCUCUCGCUCAAGCUGCAGAUUUGUGUGGGGAAGAUCUUCAAAAUGCUGACAAUGGGCAUGAAGCAAAGUUUAUCAACAAAAUUCUUGGGGUGGUUAAUAAGCAGUUGUACAGCAAAUACCAAUUCGACGUCGAACACCUUGUCGGAAUUACUUCUCGGGUGAACAAUGUUGUUCGCAUGAUUGAUAUUGAAAAUUCAGGUUCUAAGGAUGUUGUUCGCUUGAUUGGUAUUUGGGGGAUGGGCGGCAUUGGGAAAACAACGCUUGCUAAAGCCAUUUAUAACAAAUUUGAAGGUAGCUUUGAAGGUAGGAGUUUCCUUGCAAACGUGAGGGAAGUAAUUGCAAACCAACCCAAUACUGGUCUGGUUGGUUUGCAAGAAAAACUUCUAAAUGAUAUCUUGAAAAGCAAGGACCCCAUAAAGGUUGAUUCUGUUGAUGUAGGGAUCACUGUGAUACAAGAAAGACUUCACUGUAAAAGAGCACUUGUCAUAAUUGACGAUGUAGAUGAAGUACAGAAGCUAAAAGCAAUAGCUAGAAAACGUGAUUGGUUUGGUCCUGGAAGUAGAAUUAUUAUAACAACAAGAGAUAAACAUUUGCUAGAGCAAAUUGGAGUGGAUGGCACAUAUCACGCUGAACGAAUGGAUGAGGAAGAAGCUCUAGGGCUCUUUAGAAGGCAUGCCUUCGAAAGUGGUCAUCCUGAUCAAGAAUAUCUUGACCUCUCAAAACGUGUAAUUCGUUACUGUCAAGGCUUGCCACUAGCACUUGAAGUUGUUGGGUCUUUUCUGAUUAAAAGGUCCAUAGUGGAGUGGGAAAGCCAUUUGGAGAAAUUGGAAACAAGUCCUGAUGGAGAUAUUCAAAAAAUACUCAAAAUAAGCUUUGACGGGCUACCUGAUCCUAAAAAGAGAGAGAUAUUCCUUGAUAUAUCUUGUUUCUUUAUAGGAAUGGACAAGGACUAUGUCACACAAAUAUUAGAUGGAUGUGGUUUUUUUGCAACGAUAGGAAUCAGUGUCCUCAUUGAACGGUGCCUUGUAACUGUUAGUGAGGAAAACAAGCUGAUGAUGCAUGAUUUGCUUCGAGACAUGGGAAGAGAGAUCGUUCGUGAAAAUGCCCGCGAUCAACCUGAAAAAUUUAGUAGAUUGUGGAAACGUGAAGACGUAAUAGAUGUAUUGAGCGAUGAAUCUGGAACUAAAAAAAUUGAAGGAGUUGCUCUACAUUGCUAUCCCACGGCUAGAUUCAGUGCACAAGCAUUUACCAAGAUGACAAAACUGAGGUUACUCGGCCUCAGCAACGUAGAGCUCACUGGAGAGUACAAAGAUUUUCCCAAAAAGUUAAUAUGGUUGUCCUGGCAUAGAUUCCCUUUAGAGUCCAUACCAGAUGACUUUCCUAUGCAACCAAAACUAGUUGCUUUAGACCUGCAAUAUAGCAGACUCAAAAUAGUUUGGAAGGAUUGCAAGUUGCAUCAGAAUUUGAAAAUCAUUAAUCUCGGUAAUUCCCGUGGGCUAACAAAAUCACCAGACUUUUCAAAUCUCCCAAAUCUCGAGGAAUUGAUAUUGGAAUUCUGUCUGAGUUUGUCUGAGGUUCACUCAUCCAUCGGGGAUCUUGGAAGACUUUCUUUGGUAAAUCUUGAAUACUGCAGAACGCUAAAGGAUCUCCCACUGAAUUUCUAUAAAUCCAAGUCUAUUGAAACUCUUCUACUUAAUGGUUGUUCAAGUUUUGAAAAGUUGGCUGAGGGCUUAGGGGACAUGGUAUCAUUGACAACUCUGAAAGCGGAUUACACAGCCAUGAGACAAAUACCAUCUUCCAUAUUUAAAUUGAAGAAACUGAAAGUUUUAUCAUUAUGUCCUGGGGAAUGGUUGCCAUCAAGAAGCUGGAGUUUUACUGAUGAUGCAUUCCCCAAGGAUCUCGGUAGCCUAAUUUCCUUAGUACAUUUAAAUCUUGACUGCAAUGACUAUUGCAGCCUACCAAGCCUCAGUCGUCUUUCACAGCUUCAAGAUUUGUCUUUAAAUGAGUGCAAAAAACUUCGCGCAAUCUCAGAUUUGCGAACAAAUUUGAAAGUCUUACGAGCAGAUGGCUGCAUUGCAUUGGAAAAAAUGCCAGAUUUUUCAGAAAUGUCAAAUAUAAGAGAAUUGCAUCUAAGUGAUUCGGGCAAACUCACUAAGAUUCCAGGCCUGGAUAAGUCAUUAAACUCCAUGACAAUGAUUUCUAUGGAUGGCUGCACUAAUCUCACUACCGAUUUUAGGAAGAAAAUCCUACGGGGAUGGACUUCUUGCGGAUAUGGUGGCAUUUUUCUCAGUGGAAAUGAUAUUCCUGAUUGGUUCCAUUAUGUCCAUGACGAUGAUAUUGGUACUGAGCUUGACGCCAAGAUCAUACCCCGUGUAAGUUAUGGUAAUGGUGAUUGUCUUUGGCAGGGACAGUUAUCAAAUGACGAGCUCAAAUUGCAAGACGGUGAUAAAGUCUUGAUUGAAAUAAUAGACGAAUAUUAUUCGGUUAAGGUGAAGAAAACUGGUGUUAGUCUGGUAUGGGACAAAUUUAUGAAUGAAAAUAUGAUUGAUUACCAUCGUUGUGCGUAUCAACGACGCCCAUCUCAAAAUCAGGUCAAUGAUGAUGACAUCAUUCAUGUCGAAGAUGAUAAUCACAUAAGAAAAUCACCAGACUUUUCAAAAUUCCCAAAUCUCGAGAAGUUGAUAUUGAAAGGUUGUAAGCGCUUGUAUAAGGUUCAUUCAUCCAUUGGGCAUCUUGGAAGACUUUCUUUGGUAAAUCUUCAAGGCUGCUUCAUGCUAGAGGAUCUCCCACUGAAUUUCUAUAAAUCCAAGUCUAUUGAAACUCUUCUACUUAAUGGUUGUCGGAGAUUUCAAAAAUUGGCUGAUGGCUUAGGGGACAUGGUAUCAUUGACAAUUUUGGAAGCAGAUAAGACAGGCAUCAGACAAAUUCCAUCUUCCAUAGUAAAAUUGAAGAAGUUGAGAAUUUUAUCUCUAUCUGGCUGCAUGUUAACUGAGGAUGCAAUCCCUAAGGAUCUAUGUGGCCUAAUUUCCUUAGAAGAUCUGCUUCUUGAAGGCAAUGACUUUUGUAGCCUACCAAGUCUCGCUGGUCUUUCAAAGCUCAAGGUCUUGUGUUUAAAUGCAUGCAGAAGACUUCGUGCAAUCCCAGAUUUACCAACCAAUUUGUAUGUUCUGGAAGCCAUUAGCUGCCUAGAAUUGGAAACAAUUCUAGAUUUUUCAAAAAUGUGGAAUAUGAGAGAAUUAUAUCUAAGUGAUUCGUUCAAACUCACUGAGGUUCCAGGCUUGGAUAAGUCAUUAAACUCCAUGACAAGGAUUCAUAUGGAACGUUGCACCAAUCUGACUGCCGAUUUUAGGAACAACAUCCUACAGAGAUGGACUUCUUGCGGAUUUGGUGGAAUUUAUUUGAAUGGAAUUUAUGAUAUUCCUGAGUGGUUCAAAUUCGUCAACGAUGUGGACAAUAUCGUCUCCUUUGAAGUUCCUCAAAAUAUCAUGGGUCGUGAUUUAAAAGGGUUGACUAUAUGCUUCGUUUACUAUUAUCUUGUUUUUGGCCGAAAACUUGAAGAUUCUGAAGGUCCUAUUGACAUUAUCGUUAGAAAUCUUACCAAACAAACUACUUUGCACGCCAAGAUAGCAUUUGCCAGAUACGGAAGACCAGAACCCCCUUCGUUUUUGUCAAACGAACCUGAAGCUCUUUGGCAGGGACAAUUGUCAAACGAUGUGCUCUGUUUGCAAGGCGGGGACCAAGUCUCCAUUCUUGUAAGGCCUCUAGUUGAUUUUGUGAUAGUGAAGAAGACAGGGGUUCAUCUAGAAUGGGACAAAGUCAUGAAGGAAAAUAUGGAUAAUCCGGAUCCUCAUUUGUAUGAUUUGGAAACAAAUCGGGAUUUUUUGUCAUUGUCUAUCAUGGAAAAUCUGGAUUUUUCUGGAGGAGCUGAUGAUGGGGCAGGACGGAGCCACGGCGCAUUUGUCCGCACUAAUCAAUCGAGUGGUGUAGAUAAACAAUUAGAAUGGGACAAAGUCAUGAAGGAAAAAAUGGAUAAUCCGGAUCCUCAUUUGUAUGAUUUGGAAACAAAUCGGGAUUUUUUGUCAUUGUCUAUAAUGGAAAAUCUGGAUUUUUCUGGAGGAGCUGAUGAUGGGGCAGGACGGAGCCAUGGUGGAUCUAAUCAACCGAGUGCUGUAGAUAAACAAUUAGAAUGGGACGAAGUCAUGAAGGAAAAUAUGGAUCCUCAUUUGUAUGAUUUGGAAACAAAUCGGGAUUUUUCAGGGGGAGUUGAUAACGCAUUUUUCAGGGGCAGUGUUAUACAUGAACAAUUAGCAGUGGAACCAUAUCUGGAUUUUUUUGGGGGAACUGAUAAUGAAGCAGGACGGAGCCAUGACGCACGGCCAGAUGAUGGAGCAGGACGGAGCCAAGAGUAA
Molecule: messenger RNA, 4884 nt
Organism: Prunus avium (sweet cherry)
Lineage: Eukaryota; Viridiplantae; Streptophyta; Magnoliopsida; Rosales; Rosaceae
Source: RefSeq, a predicted model, not a curated record